Messenger RNA from Aspergillus viridinutans, 1590 nucleotides. Its product is annotated as putative MFS transporter. The record is from RefSeq and is a predicted model, not a curated record. Gene Ontology annotation, molecular function: transmembrane transporter activity. Gene Ontology annotation, biological process: transmembrane transport. NCBI's taxonomy places the organism in Eukaryota, Fungi, Ascomycota, Eurotiomycetes, Eurotiales, Aspergillaceae. Bases 1 to 1590 code for a protein of 529 amino acids. The transcript has 8 exons.
AUGGAAAAAGAACUAACCAAAGCCGAUCUACGCGAUUCGCAGAGAGUCAGUGAGAAGCAGUCUGCUCCAAUUGAGCUGGGACUCAUCGGCGAGACUACCAUAGAGCAAAAUGGAAUCAAGAUACAUCCUCAACCGACUUCAGAUCCCUUGGAUCCGCUGAACUGGUCGAGACUUGAGAAGCAUACCAUCUUGGGAGUUGUUAUGUUCAAAUAUUUCCUAUUCACCUACAUCACGACAACAACAGUCCCUUCAUUCCCUGAGCUCCAGUCUCAGUUCAGCAUUAGCUACUCGGAAGUCAACUGGACAGUUGCGAUUCCUGCGCUGGGUCUGGCAGUCGGUCCCUCUUUUGGACUUCGUUCAGCGACAUAUACGGCCGUCGCACCAUUUUCAUUACCGGAACAAUCAUUGCCCUCGUGUCGACAAUCGGGCGGAUACAUGGCUGCUCGAUUCUUCCAAGGAUUCGGAGUUAGCCCAGCGGCGACGGUUGGAAUGGCGGUUGUCAAUGAUCUUUUCUUUGACUAUGAACGCGGACAGAAACUUGGCUUGUGGGUUCUGGCGAUUGACUCUGGACUCUUGUUGGGGCCAACCUUUGGUGGCUUCUUGAAUGUAGUGAGCGCAGCAUGGAUCAACUGGUUCAACGCUAUUCUCUUCGCCGCACUGCUGGUUCUCGAACUCUUCCUCAUGCCCGAAACUCUGUAUCCACGCGCAACUAUGCUACAGCGCAUGCCGCGGGAAGGCCAUAAACCUCCGAGCUCUUCAGAUAUUGAACAAAGCCCAGCUGGUGAGAAGACUGGGAGCGUGGCAGCAGCAGCCGGACCUGCCAUUCCAAGAACCAAAGAGCUUGGCUUUUUCAAUGUCAGACCUGUUCCCGGCAUGCGGCAUCCCAAACCAUGGGACUCUAUCGUUCGCUUUGUCCUCACUUUCCGAUUCCCCGUCGUCGUUAUCAGCGUUAUUGGAUACUGUUUCUUGUGGUAUUGGUGGAUUUUAUCGGUCAUCACGAUGGUACCUGCUGCGUACGCGUCGUACACCCCGUUGAUUCAAGGACUGCUGUUUCUUGGGUUGUUUCUGGGGACAGUGACCUCGGAGAUCUGUUGCUCGGGUAGACUGAGUGACUAUAUCGUUGGGAGAUUGGCGAAGAGGAACGGCAGCGGGCGUGUCGCGGAGAUGCGCCUGUGGCUGGCCUACCCUGCUAUCCUCAUCACAGCUGUUGGACUUGUUGUCUGGGGUGUCAGUAUAGACAAGAACUACCAUUGGAUGGUUGGUCAAGUCGCGUUCUUCCUAUUCGCAGCUGGAAUCCAGAUCGGAAAUACCGUCACAAGCAGCUAUAUCAUCGAUAGCUAUCCCCUUCAGUCCACUGCUGUGAUCAACUUCUAUGCUGUCUUCCUCAACUUGAGUGCCUUUAUCAACCCAUUCUUCAUUGCACAAUGGCAGGCCACGGCAGGAUACACAUGGACGUUUACCACGCAGGCUUUGAUCGUUGCGAUUGCUGGAACGGCCGUAUUUGCAUUAUUGCACUGGUUUGGCACGACGAUGCGGAAGAAGUCACCACUGCCAUCAUGGGUGAAUCCUGAGUUUGACUCGGGGAGUUGA